UGUAUGGUCACUGGGACUGUUGUCUACCGCAGAACCUUUUCAUAUUAUUAAGCUUUAUUUUAAGGUGUGUGGGGUACCCCUGGAGCAAAUCCUUUGAUUCUGUGGGCAGGAGAUGUCUUGGAAGCCACUGUCUGAAGGUUCCUGAGCUUUCUGCUCCGUAUUAGGGAAGGGAGCAGGUACUGAGCUUAGAUUUGAGGAGCCAUGUCCCCUGGGUCUGCUUGUUAAGCCUUAGGAGGAAGGAGUGUUUAGAAGAACACCUUUUCUGACAAGGCAAGGUGGCUGGGGACAUCUUGAUCCUUGGGAUUCUGAAGACCCGCAUCCUCUCAUUUGGUGGCUGCUUGGGCUCAGCAAGAGGCCUCUGCUAGAGUAAUCAGACUGUGCUCUGUCCACCGCACCUCCUGCAUGUCCUGCUGCCCUGAGCUGUCCCAAGCCAGGUGACAGCGUGUUACGCUGCCACCAUGAAUGAGGUGUCUGUCAUCAAAGAAGGCUGGCUCCACAAGCGUGGUGAAUACAUCAAGACCUGGAGGCCCCGGUACUUCCUGCUGAAGAGUGACGGCUCCUUCAUUGGAUACAAGGAGCGGCCUGAUGCCCCAGACCAGACCCUGCCCCCGCUAAACAACUUCUCUGUCGCAGAGUGCCAGCUGAUGAAGACUGAGAGACCACGGCCCAACACCUUCGUCAUACGCUGCCUACAGUGGACCACUGUCAUCGAGAGGACCUUCCACGUAGACUCUCCAGACGAGAGGGAGGAGUGGAUGCGGGCCAUUCAGAUGGUUGCCAACAGCCUUAAGCAGCGGGGCCCAGGUGAGGACCCCAUGGACUAUAAGUGUGGCUCCCCCAGUGACCCUUCUGCGGCCGAGGAGAUGGAAGUGGCAGUUAGCAAGGCUCGGGCCAAGGUGACCAUGAAUGACUUCGACUAUCUCAAACUUCUGGGCAAGGGCACCUUUGGCAAAGUGAUUCUAGUGCGGGAGAAAGCCAGCGGCCGCUACUACGCCAUGAAGAUCCUGCGGAAGGAAGUUAUCAUUGCCAAGGAUGAAGUUGCCCACACGGUCACCGAGAGCCGGGUCCUUCAGAACACCAGGCACCCAUUCCUCACUGCACUGAAGUAUGCCUUCCAGACCCACGACCGCCUGUGCUUCGUGAUGGAAUACGCCAACGGUGGUGAGGUGAGCGUGGCCCGCGUCAGUGUUCCCACGUCUCCUUCCCAGCUGUUUUUCCACCUGUCCCGGGAACGAGUCUUCACGGAGGAGCGAGCCCGCUUCUAUGGUGCAGAGAUCGUCUCUGCCCUUGAGUAUUUGCAUUCGCGGGACGUGGUGUACCGCGACAUCAAGCUGGAAAACCUCAUGCUGGACAAAGAUGGCCACAUCAAGAUCACUGACUUCGGACUGUGCAAAGAGGGCAUCAGUGACGGGGCUACCAUGAAAACCUUCUGUGGGACGCCCGAGUACCUGGCACCCGAGGUGCUGGAGGACAACGACUACGGCCGCGCGGUGGACUGGUGGGGGCUGGGCGUGGUCAUGUACGAGAUGAUGUGCGGCCGCCUGCCCUUCUACAACCAGGACCACGAGCGCCUCUUCGAGCUCAUCCUCAUGGAGGAGAUCCGUUUCCCACGCACACUGAGCCCUGAGGCCAAGUCCCUGCUUGCUGGGCUGCUUAAGAAGGACCCCAAGCAGAGGCUCGGCGGGGGGCCCAGCGAUGCCAGGGAGGUCAUGGAGCACAGGUUCUUCCUCAGCGUCAACUGGCAGGACGUGGUGCAGAAGAAGCUCCUGCCACCCUUCAAACCUCAGGUCACCUCUGAGGUUGACACAAGGUACUUUGACGACGAGUUCACCGCCCAGUCCAUUACAAUCACGCCCCCGGACCGCUUUUCUUCUUCAGCCCUCUGCCAAACUCACCUCAGCGGUCCCAGCGGCCCUGCCUCCAGGAUCCUGUCCUGUCCUCACCUCUGUGCUCAGACCAGGCUUUGGGAGACUCUCCGCUGGAGGGAUUCCGGUUUUUAAUCAACACGAGCCCCAGGGAGGGGCGAAGCGUGGGGCUGUGGGUCCUGCCUGAAUUUCUGGCCAGACGCCUGCAGGCAGUCUGCCUCUGUCAGAGGUCGCCUUCUCGUGGGACACCUCAGGGGACACCUUGUGGGACAUGAUGCCCCGCGGACAGUGCCCCGGUGCUGCCUUCCGUGCCCUGCUGUUAGGCUCAGAGCGGCCUGGCUCGGGCAGCCCAGCCCCUCAUCCCACAGGGGCAGAAAAGCAAUAAUGUCUAGGGACAGGCUGGGGCCUUUGGAAGGUGCGGGAUUGGGGGUCCAGGGCUCCCUCGUGUGGUUGGGGGAUGGGCACUGCCUCCUUGCCCCGCCUUCCCCAGCCUCCCAAGCUGCUCUCCUGACCCUGUGGAUGAGGCAGGAGGAACAUUUGGGGACUGGCCUCCCCGCCACCCAGUCCUGUGCCUUACCAGGGCUUCCUUCCAGCUGGCCUUAACUCCCGCUGCACCCCGGGCCCAGCCCCAGCUCUUUCCAAGGAUGGGGGCUGGGAUCACCCCCUUCUUUCCGCCUGGGGCGGAGGGGUGCCAGCCCCGGCUGUUACACAUCUCGCACCAAGACAGUAUUGGGCCCCAUGGACUGGGGUCGAAGAGGGGGUGGGGUGGGGGGGGGUCUCUGGUACGUACUGGGGUGGGGGCCUCUGAGAAGGGGAGGCUCCCGGGCCCCUUUCUACCCCCCGCCUCUGGGCCCCACGUUCUGCAGCCUUAAGGUGAACAUGUGUCAGUGCUGUGGGCACAGGGGUACGUGCCUCAGACUGUGUGUGUUUGUGGAUGUCCCUCUGCAUCCCGGACGUGGAUGCACACGGGCGUGUGUGUGUGUGUGUGUGUGUGUGUGUGUGUGUGUGCGUGCAUGUGUGUUGGGUAUGUGUGCGUGAGGGCAAGCGUGUCUCGGCCUUGAGUGUGUGGUGUGUGUGGGCUUGGGCCCUGUCCCCGGGCCUGAGCAUUUCAUCCCCUGAGGGAGGGGUGCUGGCCCAGCAGGAGGACCACACCUGGGAUCCAUUUGCUGCCCGCUCUCCCUCCCAUCCCCCCACCACCACCCAACAUCUCUCGGUGUGUGGAAUUUAGUUGUGGUUUUGAUCUCCCUGCCCCACCUCCUGUACUAGGUAGUUCCGAGAGAGACAUCCUAGGGUGGGGUGAGGGUUGGUUUGGGUGGGUGGGGGUCUUUUUCCUUUCUGUGUGCGUAUGUCCUUUAUCUGACAAUUCUCUGUCCUCCCCACUGGCCUUCCCCCUUCCUCCCAUUUGUACGGUACAAGCAAUAAAGACACUCGUUUCAGACCGGGGCCCACCGCCCUGGGCCGUUACUUGCCUGCAGAGCCCGGCCCCACUGACCUGCCCCGAGGACCCGUCUGCCGUGCCGGGGCCUGGCCAUCUGGAGCUGUGUCCCCUCGGGCGGCAGGGCGCGGGCGGGUGGCUGGGCCUCCGCGUGGGUGCCGCUGCGGGUGGGAGCCGCUGAGGACUUUGGGAAGCUGCCCGGGUCUGGGCUGUGACUCCGGCGGGCAGAGGCCAUUCCCGGUCUUCAGAAGCUGCCUGGGCUAAAAGUGGGGGGGGGGGGGGGGGGUUGGCUGGCUCUGAAAGGGGAGGGCGUGCGAGGCGCCCCUGAGCCCCGGGAGUGCAGGUGUGGCAGUGGACGCCCUUCACGUGACCCUGGAGUCCCAGGGCCGGGCAUCGCAUGCAGUCCCCUUCUCCCCAUUUAUGCCAAACCAGGGAGCCUCGAGGCCCCCCGAUUCCAACACAGAAUCCUUGGCGUAUGCAUGGGAGUCGAGAUGGAUGCCUCUGGUUUGGUCACAGCCCUCCCCCAGCUCUGGGACCCUCUGAGAGCUUGUCCCCUUUACCUGUGGUUCCCGAGUUUGAACCGCCCUUCCCGCACCUUGGGACCAGGGCUGCCCUGGCACAGAUGAAUUUGGUGUCCGAUUUCGCCAGGCGUUAGGGCUGCUUCGCACGCGUGGAGUCCUUGAGAUCUUGAGUGAGGGCAGCAGAGAAAAGUCAGGGCCAGUUUAGACUCGGGAAGGCGUGGCCGUUUCUUACUUCACGUGGACUUUAUUAUUUAUUUAAUUACAAAAGCACGUGCUGGUGGUCAUAAGACCAGCAGCAGUAGAAGCUUCUAAAGGAGAGCCUUCUACUUUUCCCUCCAGUCAAGGCCCCGGAGGCAGCCGGUGCCAGUUCCUUCUCUCGUCAUCUCCCCGCCCCACUCCAAGGAAAUCCUGAGCCUACCUCAGUCCGAUAGAUCGCCUCGCAGUCCCUGGUCCCUGGUCCCCGGCUCUGGGCCCACAGGCUCGCGAACACUUCCCUCGGGCGAACAUAGAUUCCCCAGAUGUAGUGGUGCUUCCUUCUGUAGAACUUUUUCCCAAAGGGAGUUUCAGGUGGAAGAGUUUUAAUAAAAUUUUACCAAUUGGAAAAUUUUAA
Felis catus (domestic cat) is the source of this 4431-nucleotide messenger RNA. RefSeq names its product AKT serine/threonine kinase 2 (gene AKT2). Gene Ontology annotation, molecular function: protein serine/threonine kinase activity; ATP binding. NCBI's taxonomy places the organism in Eukaryota, Metazoa, Chordata, Mammalia, Carnivora, Felidae. The record is from RefSeq and is a predicted model, not a curated record. Gene Ontology annotation, biological process: protein phosphorylation. The transcript has 14 exons. The coding region runs from base 459 to 2000 and encodes 513 amino acids.